AUGUUCGUUCGUGCUCGAUGUAUUGCCUUGCCAUUAUUUAGGCACUAUACCACGGCGUCCGUGUCGCUCGCAUAUACAAAGUAUCCAGUAAAAGAGCCUGUCGGUAAACCGCCUUUAGUCGUCUGCCAUGGGUUGUUCGGUUCCAAGCAAAACUGGAAAUCACUCGCCAAAGCCAUGAGCCGGCGAUUGUCUCGAGACAUUUACACAUUGGAUUUGCGCAAUCAUGGUGACAGUCCGCAUAGUAACGUACAUACUUACGAAGCCAUGGCCAACGAUCUCGUUGAAUUUAUUCGUCAACACAAUCUGGGAUCGCCGGCUUUACUAGGUCACUCCAUGGGUGGCAAGGUCGUCAUGACAGCCGCACUGCGUUAUCCGAAGCUUGUUUCGAGAUUGAUUGUGGCUGAUAUUGCUCCCGCGCAUAUGAAAUUAUCACGCGAUUUCGAUGAGCAUAUCGAGGCCAUGCGAGCCAUCGAUGAUGCAGGUCUGGAAAAACAUAAAGAAGCCGAUGCCAUCCUUGCACGCUACGAACCCGAUCUGGGGGUCCGACAGUUUCUUUUGACCAAUUUCAAACGACAGCCCGAGGGCCAUUAUCAGUUCCGAGUACCGUAUGACAUUCUGGCCUCGGCCUUGGGCAACAUGGGCGAGUUUUUAAUAGACGAGGCACAAUACAGUGGGCCUACACGGUUCAUUUUAGGCGGCAACAGUCCUUACCGAAAACCAUUUAUUGAUAACCCGGAUCUGCCAAAGGCACGGUUUCCCAAUGCGGAUGUCAAAGUCAUUGAAGGUGCAGGUCACUGGGUUCAUGCCGAAAAACCCGAUGCAUUUCUCCACUUGGUGGCCGACUUUAUGAAUAACCAUUGA
Messenger RNA from Radiomyces spectabilis, 861 nucleotides. RefSeq names its product Alpha/Beta hydrolase protein. Gene Ontology annotation, cellular component: mitochondrion. The record is from RefSeq and is a predicted model, not a curated record. The transcript is spliced from 4 exons. Lineage: Eukaryota; Fungi; Mucoromycota; Mucoromycetes; Mucorales; Radiomycetaceae. The coding region runs from base 1 to 861 and encodes 286 amino acids.